Messenger RNA from Saprolegnia diclina VS20, 1662 nucleotides. RefSeq lists its product as hypothetical. The transcript has 10 exons. The coding region runs from base 33 to 1484 and encodes 483 amino acids. NCBI's taxonomy places the organism in Eukaryota, Oomycota, Saprolegniomycetes, Saprolegniales, Saprolegniaceae. The record is from RefSeq and is a predicted model, not a curated record.
CGAAACCCCUCGCUGGCAAAGACGACUUCGCGAUGCGAAACGGCGAAAGGGCCUCGACGCGGGCGCCGGCGCCGGUGGACCCGCCGCCCGUGCAGCCGCCGACGCUGGUGACGGCGACCGAGAUGGCCGACGACGCCGCUGCCGACGCCGUUGCUGCCAUCGUCACGGCCGGCGCUGCGAUCGUGUAUGACAACUAUUUAAACCGCCGCCUCUUCAGCUACACGGCGCAGCGCAUCGGCGGCGUCGUCCUUGAGCUGGCGUCGGUCAUUGAGCUCGCUUGGCGGAAUCAGUGCGCUUUCUACGAUGGCGGCGUCAACGCCGACGAAGGUCGCCCGCAGGACGUGGACCUAUGGGCGCGCAAGAUGACGCCAAUGAAACCCAUGACCGCCAGUAAGCACGGGCCACUGAGUCCAUCGCGAGCGAGCACGGCAGCCAGUCAGCACAACACCGAGCCAGGAGACGUCGUGUUUGCUGCACCACCCGCCGCCAACGUGAUCGAGACGCAUUCGGUUGGGUCGUCUAGUGCGACGUCGCCUCGAAGGCAGUCCUCGAGUCCCAACAAGAAGCGCCUCGUCAAGGAAGCGCAGGUCGUGCAAGUGCCCGAGCCCGAGUGCCCCGCAGACGUCCGGUUGGCCGAAGCCAGCCGGCGGCAGGCGCUUCUUCGACUGCUACGAGAAGCGGCGACGCCACCGGAAGACGAAGUGCCCCUCAAGCCAGCACCCGAGCGGCACCGAGUGCCGGCCCCAAAGAAGAAAAAACGUCCUAGUACUCUGUCCUGCACGAUGGCGCCAGAGGCCAUCGACCCCGCGGACGACGCCGUGCUCAUUGAAUUCAAUGUCUCUGACAUUGGCGAGCCGCGCGCGUCAAGUCGGCGCCGCCAGCCGACGCGGCAACACGACCCGGCGACGGGCUGGCAGGACGGCGCCCGGUCGUCCAUGUCGGUGCAAAGUAUCGCGGAGCGGCGGAGCUUCAAGGAAAACACGCACAUGCGAAUACCGGAGAACGCAGUGCACUCGGUCGAGUGCCUCGUGCCGAUGCCAGGCGUCAAGGUACGACACCCGUCUCGGGAUGAAGACAGUCGGCCUUCGUCUGCGCGGUCGGCCGAGAUGCCAGCCAUUACCGCUCCUGUCGCGAACGCCAAAGAUUGCGAAACCCGUCCCGCUACGGCCCAGUCGUGCGCCAGCAGUGCUGGAAAGCGAGCAACCUCGAGACAGGCCACCUGCAACCCGUCGAUGGCGGUGGGCACCUCUCCGACAACCCUGUGGAAGCCCAAGGAAACCAAGAUCCAAGACCGACAGACGCAGCCGAUUCCUGUGACCCGCAAGCAGCCACAGCGCAGCCAUCCGCAGUACAUUGUGCAGGAGUUUUCACCGCCGACGCGUGCGUGUCAGGUCAUACGGGUCGUAUCACCACCCAAGCCCACCAAGCCGCCGUCGCAAACUACGGCGUCGCCUCUGAUUUGCCGCCGCACCAAGCUCAAGUGACACCCGUCACUUCACUCAGAAUCAAAUCACUCGAAUAGUAUAGCAGGAUUCCUACCUUAUCUCGACACGUCAACUGGAUCGCAAGGGAAAAUCGAUGCUCUUGAUAAUAGCUACCUCACGCGAGGCGGCUCAUAGUACGACACAAACGCCUAACUACGUGGAUCAAAACUGAGUCAAG